AUGAGCGGAAACGGGCCCGACGUUGUUGACCUGACAACCAGGGCAAGGUCGACAACUAGAGCACCCCAGCAAAAUCCUAUAAUCUUAUCAUCCUCGCCGCCUGGCGCCUCAGACCACGCACCAUCCUCCCAACGUUCACAGCUACCUCCUCCCCGUGGUGUCAAGCGCCGUCGUCCAUGGAGCGAUGAGCAUGGCGAUUCCUUCGCAUCCUCUUCGGCUCUCUCCGAAGAUGUGCCUAUCGAAACGAUCGAUAUGACCGACGACUCAAGCGUGGCCGCACUCGCUCGGACAGUGGCUAAACAGAGGGAGGACGCUAUCAAAGCGCAGGCAUCAGCGGAGAGCAAUUCAAAUCUCUCCACUAUACUUGCCUACAAGUGUCCUAUUUGCAUGGAGACGCCUGUAGACGCAACGAGCACCUCAUGCGGUAUGGUUCUGAUUCUCUGCUAUAUAGGGCUUUACCAGGGCUUCUACUGA
Messenger RNA from Penicillium griseofulvum, 474 nucleotides. RefSeq lists its product as uncharacterized. The coding region runs from base 1 to 474 and encodes 157 amino acids. NCBI's taxonomy places the organism in Eukaryota, Fungi, Ascomycota, Eurotiomycetes, Eurotiales, Aspergillaceae. The transcript has a single exon. The record is from RefSeq and is a predicted model, not a curated record.